AUGUUUCAUACAAAUGAUACAUAUUCGGAUGAAAUUGAAAAUGAAAAUCAAACAAUUGAAUCAGUUCAUCAAUUAGGUGAAAAUAAAAAAUUGAAAAAUGAAAAUGAAAAUAAUUUAGAAGAAUUAUUAAUAAAAUCUCGUCAAUUAAAAUCUUCGAAAUCUCUUCGUUUAAUUGAUGAACAAAUUGAAAAUAUUUCAACAAAAAAAAAUUCAACAAUUCAAUCUCUUAUAUUAUCAUGUAAUUUAUUAGAUAAAAAUCAACAAAUUGAUUGGACAAAAUUACCAAAACAUGUUCAUCAUUUAGAAUUAUCAGGAAAUUUUGUAAAAUCUCUUAAUGGAAUUGAAAAUAAUAAUAAUAAUGAUUUGAAAAGUAUUGGUCUAUCAUUUAAUGAAAUAACGGAAGUUGAUCAAAUAUUUUCACUUCCGAAAUGGUCAAAUAUAUGUUUAAUUGAUUUAAGUUAUAAUAUUUUAAAUGAUUUAACAAAAACAAUUGAAUCAUUACAAAAUUUAAAUAAACUUCGUAUACUUUAUUUACAUGGAAAUCCAAUAUCAUUAAUAAUUGAUUAUCGUUUAUAUGUUAUUGAUUCUCUUGAAAAAUUACUUGUUCUUGAUGAUAUAACAAUAACUGCAGAAGAAAGAUUUCGUGCAAGACAUUUUUCAAAUUCUGAUCAACAUCCAAAAGAUUAUGCAAAAUUUACAAUUACAUUUGGAACGGUUUCAAAUAUUCCAAAUCCACCAAUUAAUCAAAAUGAAUGGCCAUUACAAAUUCAUCGUUAUAAACUACGUCUUGAUUGGUUUGAUGGAGAAAAACAAGAUAUCGAUAUACCUUUUGAUAAAUUUGCAGAUUUUAAUCGAUUUAAUCAAAUACAAAUUGAAUCUUCACAUUCAGAUUAUAAACCAAAUAUUGAUUUUUCACCAAAUCAUUUAGAUUAUUCAAUAAAUACACUUAUUCCAUUUCGAGAUUUUCUUUUUCAUGGAACAACGUGUCGUUUUAUUCAUGAAAUGACUGAAUAUUGGCAACCUGGAGAAAUAAUUGAAGAAAAAUCUGGAAAAAAGAAAUCAAAUGCAAAAGAAGAAAAAAAAGUUGAAGCUCCAGUAAAAAAAAAGAAGCCUGAAGAUUUAAGUAAAUUAGUUACUCGAACUGAUCCAAUUGAAGAAAUAUUUGCAGAAUUUCAUGUUGAACUUCGAUCAAUUCUUGAUGGAGAUUAUCAAGUAUCAUUUCCAUAUAAAUGUCUUAUUCAACAACAAAUUGAUUUAAAUACUCUACAAAAUCUUCCAAUAAAACCAAAUAAAAAAGAUAAUAAAAAAACAGAUUCAUCACAAGACAAAAAUAAAGAGAAACAAAAAGCUCAAACAAAUGAACCAAUUCCACUACCACAACCAUUUCAAUGUUCAGUUCAUUUUCAAUUACAUAGAAUUCUUUCCGAAUAA
Adineta steineri is the source of this 1431-nucleotide messenger RNA. The record is from the annotation of a GenBank genome assembly. NCBI's taxonomy places the organism in Eukaryota, Metazoa, Rotifera, Eurotatoria, Adinetida, Adinetidae.